GCGUCUUUAAUAGCUUCCAGAUUUUUAAUAAUUCAACUCUUCAAAUUAUUCUUCCAAUAACCCUACUUACAAGUAGCUUUAAUAUUAUUCCAUAUUUCUCUUUUCUAUCAGCCUUUGAAUUUUUGACUUCUUAAUCCUACUUACCUAGCUUACCUAUUUAAAACUAAACUAUAGCGCUAUUUCUCCAAUAACUUCAAACUUACCUACGAGUGUAAUACAUGUUAAAAUGAAUUCUGAAUUGUGUUUUAGGACUAAGGCAGCAUCUAUAGCUGAGCCGACCAUCACUCACGGGUCCUUGCAAAUACUACAAGAUGUUAGCCCUACCAAACCCAUCCGUCAUAAGGAGUCAGUACCCGGCGCCCCGCUCUCCCUGCUCGGGGUUCGCGGGCUCCGCGACGAGCCGUUACACCGCUCGGCGCACUGCCUCCCACAGACCCCACACAGACCCCGCGCCAACCCCACUCUACAGGAGCUAAUAGGCACAGUGAGCGCGGGCGGCUCUGAACCGGAUCUGAAUGCAGUGCCGUCCGGAGCGCCGUCUAUCAUCGAUGCCAGCGCCACCUCUAGUGAGGAUGACAGGCCUAAGGAGAAAGAUAAAACUGACCUCCCACUUAUGUUCGCGUUCGGAUACGCUUGUGUGAGCGAGAGAUCUGAUAUGAUGCUUUACGACUGA
Messenger RNA from Plutella xylostella (diamondback moth), 673 nucleotides. The record is from RefSeq and is a predicted model, not a curated record. NCBI's taxonomy places the organism in Eukaryota, Metazoa, Arthropoda, Insecta, Lepidoptera, Plutellidae.